This is a messenger RNA of Drosophila sechellia, 3071 nucleotides long. It is a transcript of the gene Ipk1, whose product is annotated as Inositol phosphate kinase 1. Gene Ontology annotation, cellular component: nucleus. Bases 1078 to 3039 code for a protein of 653 amino acids. NCBI's taxonomy places the organism in Eukaryota, Metazoa, Arthropoda, Insecta, Diptera, Drosophilidae. Gene Ontology annotation, molecular function: inositol-1,3,4,5,6-pentakisphosphate 2-kinase activity; ATP binding. The record is from RefSeq and is a predicted model, not a curated record. Gene Ontology annotation, biological process: inositol phosphate biosynthetic process. The transcript has 9 exons.
GAUAAGGAAUUUGUGGGGCCAUUCGGCCUGCUGCUGCCAGAUGUGACCCAAUUGCCUGCCACGUUCGAUGUUUUACUUGCCAAUUUACAGGUGAGAUGGUCGUCGUCAGCUGCUCCAGCUCUUGAUAUAGAUCCUGUUCAUGGUCCUGCUCCUGCUGCUGCUCCUGCUCCCUUCCCCCGGCAACAGAAUGCUGAGGCUGCUGUUUUCGGGCGAAGUCGUGUGGCUCCUGCUGCCGCUGCUGCUGUCCAAAUAAAUUGUGUAUUUUGUACAAGGACAAUAUUGGCAUUUUUGGCCAUAUGUGCUGGACACGUUAGCCAAAGCAGCCGCCACUCCGCUGCUCCUGCUGCGGUGUAGUUUGCCUUUGUGCCGUAGCAUCGGAGGCUAACAAACCCACGAGUGCCACCUCCGCCGCCAUCCAAAUUCGUAACUAAACCCUGGCCGAGGCCCAUAAAUCAGCGGUUCUUUGUUUUGAAUUAAAGUGGGCAACAGUGUAAACACUUUGUUGGCGUUACUUGCAACCGAGUCCCACACCCAAUAUCAGCCACUGGCCAAUUCGAUUCGUUGGGUUUCGUUUGGGUUCUGGGUUUUGGACUUUGGGCUUUGGGUUUUCGGACUUGUGCGGUUAUAAAAGAUGCCGAAAUUGCUUUGAAAGUGCCGCCAUAGCUGCAAGUUUUAUUAUUUGCUCCAUGUUCCACAGAAACUGGCAGCUAUGUACAUCGGGUAGCUUAGCUAGCAGGUGGCACACGUGGUAGUCGGGUAGCACACCCCUUACAGGACUUUAGGGUACUCCCCUGUUCGAUCAUCUGCGGGCGGGCAUUCCUUUUUUUUUUUUUUUCAAUUUUUUGGCUAUUUGUUCGCCGUGCUCGGUGGGUACAUAUUGAAUGUAUGGCUUUGGUGCCAAAGCAUUGACCGAAAUAAAAUUGCCAGCAAAGGAAACAAACAGCCAGUGGAGCAGGGGCAGCAGGAAAAAAAAGAGGCCAUAGAAAGUGGUACAUAUGUAUAUAAAACGUGGCCAUAACUAAGGCCAUAUUGUGUGUUCGUUCCAUCGCACGGAACGCAGUGCGGGCGUACAAAAAUAUGGCGAAAAAAAGUUGGGAAGCGCGAAUGGAGAACUCCGUCCAUGCCGUGCCGUGCCGGCCGGUCGUCGGCUUCAUAACUCAUCAUACAAUCAGCGCAACAACUUUUGUUUUAUGUCACAACAGCAACAGGAGCAGGAGCAGGAGCAGAAACAGGAGCAGGAGCAGCGAUAACCUGGCCAAGGACCCCGAUCCCAACCCAUGCGAAACCAUGGUAGCUUUAUUCAUGAUGGUUGCUUCCCACUUUUUUACGUGCUGCUCUCGCCGCUGCAUUUUCAAGUCAAAAUGGCAUCAACGACGGGGCAAAAGUUCGCGGUACACGGCAGGCAUAAUAUUUCAUGGCAGGACAUGCCGGCACCUUCCUUUUACUCCAUUUCCUCGGAGUCGGGAUCGGGAUCAGGAGAUGGCAAAGGGCACAACAGGAGAUGAAACUGGAGCUGCAGCGGGCGGAGGAGGUGGAGGUGGCAAUGGCGGUGGAGCAGGAACAAGGACGAAAAACAGGAGCGCUGUCCGUCGUCUGGGCGAUACAUAUGCCAUCGAAAUAAAACCCAAACAAGGCUGGCUCCAGUUGGCAAGUGAUGUCAACGAUUUAUUUGAUUUAAUGCCAUCGGGGGCAGUGACAAAGCCAAAGGAGGCGACCUGCAAUCAGGAGGAGAAGGAGCCCUUUGCCCGGGACAAGUGCUGGUGUCGCUUUUGCAGCAUGCAACUGCUGAAGAUGCACAAUGGGAAAAUAAAACGUUUGGGCCACUACUGUCCGCUGGAUCUAUUCUCCGGUACACCCAGUCGUAUGCUCGAUGCCUUGGAUGCACUUCUCGCCUGCCCGCAAAAUAAUUUACGUGUGUUUCAGAACAGCAAUUUAAUUUAUGGCGAUCACGCGAAUUCGAUUUCCUUCGAUGAAUUGAGCUCGCGUGUCUUUCCCGGUGAAAUUAUGGUGCUUAUAAAACAUUUGCUGGUGGCCUGCCUGCUAAGGGAAUAUGAGCACCCGAAAUCCAACCGAGCAGAGGGCUCCAAUCAGAGCCAGAAGCAGCAGCAGGAGCAGGCGGAGCCGGAGCAGCUGAAUCACAGUCGCGUUUCGAUUGCGGCGACGGAGACAAAGGCCGGAGCUGCUGGAAUUGGCGCCGCUAAUGUUGUCCUGCCACUCGGAGGCAGGGCACACGCCCCUGUUGUCACUGCCGGUCAAUCCUCGACGCGGACAAGAGCAGCUGCUGCAACAGCCACGACCCAAAGGUACACAAAAGUGGCCAGAGUGGAAACAACAAUAACUAGACAGGCAGCCACCUCGGUGGCUGCAGGACCAGCAUCAAGCAGCCAACUGUCCGGCAAUGUGUUGGCAACGGCUAUGGCAACGGCUACGGCAAUGGCAACUGCAGGUCGAACGGAAACAAAAACGGAACCGGAAACUCCGGCUGAGGCUGCUAGUACGACAAGUCGCAACGUGAAUCAGAAUGAAAGCCAAAACUGGAAUCGGAAUGAGACUGCGAAUCAAACUCAAGCACAAAACAACAAAGCGGAAAUAUUUCGCUUACCAAAAAAUUGUGUGCUGCAAAAAAUUUUGAAUUUGCAAUUGCUGGUAAAGCGCCACUUCGACUUCAUGUGGCAAUCCGGGUACUGCGACCACUCCCGGCCCACUUACAACUCGCUGCGGGGUCUCUUGGCCGCAAUCGAAGGAGCCGGGGAUGCAGAAUUCGAGCCGGAUGAGGAGCAGGCAUAUAUGUUGGGAGCCACGGCGCUGGAUUGCUCGAUUAUGUUGACGUUUCAGGAAAUCGAAAGCGAAUGCGAAACCGAUUGCCCGGCUGACCAGAGCAGCGAUGCGGCACUGCAGCCUUGGUGCGUCUCCCUGCUGGGUCAUCACUUUCUAACCAAACUCUGUGUCCUGGAUUUGGAUCCCAAGCCCGACAGUCACUUUCAUAAAUUCAUAGCGCAGACACGUGAAAUUGAAAAGUGCCGUCGAGCAUUAAAUUAAUUAAUAAACUUUCCGCCCAACUAAAAGCAGCA